GGCAAUUCCAUUUGUCCUUAAUCAAGAGCCUCCGUUAAUUAUAUCAAUUUAUUUGAUUGUGUCUUUCCGCUCACACCUAUUUAUGUCUAAAAUAGAUGCAUCGUACGGCGUUUGAGUGAAGGUUUACGUUACACAUCGGAGUGGCGAUUGUUCCAUUUUUCUGUAGUCGACAUGAAUGGACUGCGCGGAGAUGUGAAUCCCAUUGAUUAAUCUUCACCAGGAUCCCCUCCGACCACAGAAAACAAUCUUCAACGACUGUAGGGGGGGAUCUACGUUGACAAGAAUUAGGAUACUUGUGAAAUAAGAUCCGUAUCUCGGCCCAUGGUGAGCGUCGUUGUGAUAAACCGCGGGCCGGAGGCUCGGUUCGGCUCCACCGUCGGCUGUCGGAGCGGUUCGGCUCUCUACCGUCGGCUGUAAAAGUGCUCCGUCCGGCUAGCUCCAGCUUCCUGUUGUUAGCCUGGUGAGCUAAGACGCUCGGAAGGGACUCGGGUCUGUGGAGCCUCGACCAUCUGAAGGAAAGGAGGUGGGUGACGGGACACCGAACUGUCAUUAGGAAUAACAUCUGUCCGUCCACCGCCCUCGUCCCGGCCGCCCCCGCCCGUCUCCGCCAUGGACCCCCCGAGGACUCGGUCGCGUUCACGUUCUGGCUUUUAUCAUUUCGGCAUGAACAGCAGCGGCGCAACAAAUGGCAACAACACGAACACGGUCGGUAACGGAGCCGUGAUGAUCAACGCCGGCGGAGGGGGGAACUACUCGCAGCAGAGCAACAACCCCGGCUGGGCGACGCACCACGGGGGACGCGUCUACCCGGAGAGCCAGCAGCAAACCCCGGGGAGCUACCUGGGGCCGGGGCCACAGAGGCACUCUUCCAACGGAGCUCACAGACACCAAGGCGCUGGGGGAGUGCUCCACUUCCACCCAGAGAACAUGUGCAGUGAGGACCGCGACAAGAUGGAGGACAGCCCGAGCCCCAAACGCCCGCGUCUGUCCCAGCAGUCCAUGUUGGACCUAAGCACCACCCCCCCCUCCAAUCCCUCCUCUCCCAUUCGUCCUUGGGAGCUCCCGCCCAGCCGCCGGCCACACCCUCACUACAUGCCUGAGAGGUGCCACACACCUGUUCGCAAUCGCCGCAGUCCUCCAAUGAGACGGCAGCGUGGUCGCAGGGACCGCCUCGCCCGCCACCACCACCACCACCACCACCACCACCACCACCACCCGCACAACCCCCACCCCCACCCCCCCCAUCACCACUACAACAACAACAACAACGGCGGCGGUGGCGGCAGCAGCAACAACAACAGCAACCACCACCUCCUACCGCACCACCAGCACAGCCUCCACCCCCACCCCCACCACGGCCCGUCGGUCGGCCACCAGGACGAGAACUACCGGCUCCCAGCCCCCCCGCCCAGCUACGCCCCGCCCUACAGCCAGACCCCCCGGGAGGAGCGGCCUGGCUACCACCCCCCCAACCUGUCCCCGCGGCCCCUCCACCACUCCCCCACCCUGUCCCCCCGCCUGCUGCACCACCCCCACCACCACUCCCCCACCCUGUCCCCCCGCCUGCUGCACCACCCCCACCACGGCCAGCAGAGCAGCAUGGUGCUGGACCUCCAUGAGCAGGGUUCUCCUCCGGUGUCAUACCCCAUGUCUCCACCGGGGGCGCCGCCGGGCCUGCCCCCCCGCUCCGCCCCCCAGCAGCUGCCAGCGUGUUCGGUGGUCUUCAGCGGACAGCACUACCCGGUCUGCAACAUCCCCCCUCCUCCGUCUGUCUCACUGUCUCCUGUCUGUCACUCUGUCUCUCUCUCUGUUUCCCCCUCUCCUGUCUGUCUCCCCCCCUCCCGUCUGUCUCUCUUUUCCCUGUCUCACCCCCAGGUCCUUCAGACCUGCUCGGUGCAGCACCUCCCCGUGCCCUACCCCUUCCCCUCGCUGCUCUCCAGCGACCCGGCCUUCCUCCUCCCCUCUCCCCACCUCCAGCACCCCCCGACCCACCACCACCACCACCACCUCUCCCACCACCCCCCCCACCUCGCCCAGCCCGCCCAGUUCGGACCCUACCCCACCCAGCAGGCACGCUCGCCGUUGCAGCGGAUCGAGAACGAGGUGGAGUUGCUGGGCGACCACCUGUCCCUGGGGGCGGGGCUCCACUACUCCUCGCCGCCCCACCCCGCCCUCGCCGCGCAUUCCGCCCAGCUCCACUUCCUGUCCCACGACCCGCUGCCGCAGGAGUUCUUCGGCGUGUCGUAUCCAAACUUCAUGCCCCGGCGGAUCCAGGGCCGACGGUACCGCUCCCAGCAGCCACUGCCGCCCUCGCCUUACCACCCCAGCUUCCUGCCUUACUUCCUGUCCAUGCUGCCCGUCCAGACCACCGGCCCGGCCAUCAGCCUGGAGCUCGACGUGGACGACGGGGAGGUGGAAAACUAUGAGGCCCUGCUGAACCUCGCUGAGCGGCUGGGCGAGGCCAAGCUGCGGGGCCUGACCAAGGGGGACAUCGAGCAGCUGCCGUCCUACAGGUUCAACCCCAACAACCAGCAGUCUGAGCAGACGCUGUGUGUGGUGUGUAUGAGUGACUUUGAGUCUCGCCAGCUGCUCCGGGUCCUGCCCUGCAGCCACGAGUUCCACGGCAAGUGUGUCGACAAGUGGCUCCGGGCCAACAGGACGUGCCCCAUCUGCCGUGCCGACGCCUCGGAGGUGCAGCGUGACUCUGAGUGACCACCAGGGGGAGACUGACACUGUUACUGUCCGUCGCAUUUCAUCACUGCCCCAGUGAUCUCCCUCGCUGUCUCCCCCCCGCAGAACCAACCCCCUACAUGUUACAAGCACGUGCACAUAAAGCCCCCACCCCCCAAGCACUUUUUUUACUUUUGCCCAGUUUCCUCUCACCGUUUAAAUCCCUCUUCCUGCCAUUCAUUUGGUUUUGGUAGGUGUCCAUUUCUUAAUUCUUUCCGAUUGUUUUGCCUUUCUAUCUCUUGCCCGCACAUCUCCCCUCAGCACUGAAUGUUCCCCGUCUGUCCGCUCCAACCUCUGACAUAGACAUGUCUGUCAAACCUCUGACAGACAUCUGUCUGUCAAACCUCUGGCACAGACUGGCAAAAGGUUAUGCUGCAGUGUGCACGCGUGUUUUUCUCUUUGUGUAUGUGAGACAGCGCAGGCAGUUCUUUGUGUGUGUGCGUGUGUGAGCUUUAGAGCUGAUUGGUUGUUUCUACGAUGUGUAUGACCAGAGUAACGACUUAUGAGAGUUUUUUUUCCCCCUCUCGUGUGUGUGUGUGUGUGUGUGUGUGUGUGUGUGUGUGUGUGUGUGUGUGUGUGUGUGUGUGUGUGUGUGUGUGUGUGUGUGUGUGUGUGUGUGUGUGUGUGUGUGUGUGUGUGUGUGUGUGUGUGUGUGUGAGACUCCUUUUCUCUAGCUUGAUACUUAGGGUCCAUACUGCCUCUGGAAUGCAUGAUUAAUCAGUUUGUUUUAUUAGGGCUUUUGAUAUUAUUAAAUAUUGUGAGUGAUUUUUUUUUUUCUGACUGGCAGUUACUUCAUCCUCAUUCCGUUUCUUUUCAUGUUUCACUAUUCUCUAAAGUUUUGUGCAUUAUACAUUUUCCCUUUUCUUUGGCUGUCCUAUCAAAGAUGAGUUUGUCUGACUGCGGUGGCACGUGUGUAUGUAUGUAUGUGUAUAUGUAUAAAAUUAUGAAUAUCUGUAUACCAAAAAAUAAAAGGCUUGAUACAAA
This is a messenger RNA of Gadus macrocephalus (Pacific cod), 3714 nucleotides long. RefSeq names its product E3 ubiquitin-protein ligase RNF38-like. The record is from RefSeq and is a predicted model, not a curated record. The coding region runs from base 610 to 2712 and encodes 700 amino acids. NCBI's taxonomy places the organism in Eukaryota, Metazoa, Chordata, Actinopteri, Gadiformes, Gadidae. The transcript is spliced from 13 exons.